Porites lobata is the source of this 20293-nucleotide messenger RNA. Lineage: Eukaryota; Metazoa; Cnidaria; Anthozoa; Scleractinia; Poritidae. The record is from the annotation of a GenBank genome assembly.
AGAAUGUUGUCGAGGGCGGCCAUAUUUGUUGAUGGAUACCAAAGUAAUCUUUGCUUCUUAGGUGAAAAAAAUUAAUUUCGAAGUAGAAGCUGACAGGAUGCUGCAGUCAGUCCAUCUCGUUGGGGAGGAUGAAGAUGAUCUUUACAGUGGCUUUAAUGAGUACAAUCCAGCUUUUGACACCGAGGUGAGAUCAGACGUUCCCACGCAUAUGAUUUUUUGUGCACAUCGAUGAUCGAUUCAGCUGAAAACAACAUAUGCUUUAAAGCUUAUGUUGUUUUCAGCUUAUAUUAGGAAGAGCUUGAAUUUGAUCGAUUUUUCUUUUCCUGUCUUUAUAGAAUUAAAAUUAACGAGGGAAGUUUUUCCUACUGUAGAUUAGAUUUCAGUACUAAAAAAAAUUAAAGACUACAUGUAUGUACAUUUGUGAGGAAUGGCUUACUGACCCCUCAAUGAAGGUUCACCGUUUAAUGCAGGUUUAAAAAACCUACGAGUUAUUCAAGAAAAUAAAAGUAGUGAAAUAUCUAUCCCACAACAAAUUGACUUCAAAUUAAAGUGUCUACCUCUUCUUCUCUUCUUCUCAUGGUUCAUCUUGUCAUAUCGAUCGUUUAAUAGAGGUAAAGAGAAUUAAAAGUAACUUGUGAAAGGUUUGAACCCAGGAGUCAUUUCAAAAGUAGGUUGAGUUUGAAUGUCCGAGUGACUGUAGUCCUGAAUAGGACUGUUGUUAAGUUGACAGUGACUGACGUUUUGACAACCUGUGCGGUAGUCAUCUUCAGAGUCAAAGUGAGUUGUAUCACAUCAGUUGAUGGUAUUAUACUCUGGUUAUUGAUCUGAUUGGUCAAUUACGUUGCGUCGUUAUUGGUCGUCUGUCAGUUAAGCCAUGAUGUUAUUGGCUAUGAAGACUCACGGAGUAAUCAGUAAUUGGUGCGUUUCGAUCCGUCUAUUGUCACAGUUAAACAGUUGUCUGUUGUUAGUCAAAUUGCCAGUUCUCCAGUCAUUCUCUUGUAGUUAGUACUCUCGUAGGUAGUACUACGAGGCCACAAGCAUUUAAUAGUGUUGACUGCUAAAUACAGGUAACUUUUACAGUAAUUUUUGGAUAUGAUUUCAAGGACUUUGUAUAAAGUGUCUGCAUGAGUGACUACUAAGAGUGUAAAAGAGGGUGAUAGCUUCAUAGAGGUUUGCUUAUACAGGAUUCAUUGUACUACAAUGUUCAUACAUGUAAUUUAGACUCAAAUGGAAGAAUGUCACACCAUGUGACGGGAUAGUUUGGAACAAAGAACAUUUGUUUAGCAAACAUCUGUCAAAAUGAUAUAUUUUGUUGAUUAACUGCACAAUUGUAUCAGGGUUCUAUUGCUAUGACAGAGGUAAAAAAAAGAACAUGCUGGAGUCACUCUCAGUAUUUUUGUUCUGGUUAACAGGACUGUUAUUAACGCCGGGGGCUGGGAAUUGAAUUUCCCCUGCUUCUAUGAACAUGGACCCCGGCUUCUUUCAUUGGAAAACAGAAGAAAAAUAGAACCAAAAGAAAUCCGUAGCUGUUUGAUUCCCCACCUACUUGUUGUAUUUACCCAGCACCUUGAAAUCUUGGUGACAGCCCUGGGUUAAAAUUCCUGUUAGAAACUCUGAUUUUUACUUCCCUUACUCUUUGAACACAGUGAACAAUGUUAUAUUAUUCCCCCUCUCUUUUCAUUGAAAACUGUAAAAUUCAUUUUAUUAUUAAUCAAGUAAUUGCAACAUAUGUACAUGUUGAUAUGUACAUAUGUACAACAUAUGUACAUGUUGUUGAUGUAAAAUAUAAAAAAUAUAUAGCUGUGAUUAGAUUCUCAGAAGGUGAAAACUACUGUAUACCUUCAGUUGCAUAGUUACAUGUAAUGUUAGUGUUUAAUGGUUUCUAACUUGACAAAUUUUACUAAUUAAUUUCUUAGAACCUUGAGGAGGAUGAAGAAUUUCAACAAGCCCUAAAAACAAGUCAUGGGCAGAGACCUGGUGUGGUAGGUGUUACGGCUGAAAUAGAGUAAUUUUAAUUUUCAGUUUACAAAAACUCUGUUCCAGAAUAAUUUCAAUCAUACUGCAUUCUUUUUAAAUUUUUACACUUUUUGAGGGCUAUAAGUGUAACAAGUUGUAUGAAAUAACUCCAAAGAACAGUUCCUAUAGGAGCCUGAGAAAGCAAACUUCAAAAGCUUUAAAUUUCACAAAUAUUAAUGAAAUCUUAUGCAUGACGAUUUUACCUGUGUUUUCUCAAUUCCUGUGAAAUUUGAAAUUUAUUUUCUUAGGCUCCCGUAAGAACGUUUUUUUUGGAGUUGUUUCAUAAAACUUAUCUCAUUAUUUUAUAGCCCUUGAAAAGUGUAAAAAAGAAUGAAAUAUGGCUUAAAAUAUUCUGGUACAAGGUUUUUGUCCUGAAUGAAAAAUAGAAUUAAUCAAUUUCCUGAUGGAUUCCAACCUAAAAUUUUACUUGUACAUUUUAUAUCCAUUGUUUUAAAGUUAAACAUCUAAUACCUGUGAAAUAUUAAAAAAGUACAGGUACCUGUGUAACAAAUUCUAAAAUCUGAUUGACUACACCUGUACCUUUGUAUUAAUCAGUCCUAAUAAUAAUUUUACUUUUUAUUGGACAGUUUAUGUCCUAUAUAAUUAUGUUUUGUUACAUAGGUUUGUGUUCUUUUUUUCUUUUAUGUGGACAAUCAAUCUAGUUUAUGAAAACUUCAACUCUUUUAAGAACUUCAAGUUCCACUGAAUGGUUUUCAUUCUUGAUAAUGAUGUUUGAAUUAAUGAAACAUCAAAACGUUGAAUAACAUUCUUCAGUUUAAUUUUUCUUGAUAAAAAUUUGUUCAUAAUCCUGUUAUAAUGUUAAUGCAACGUCUCAACUGUUGCUGUGCUUCAUGUUUAUUACAGAAAACUGGGAUGAAGAUAACAACAUCAGCUGGGGUAUGUGUGUAUUUGAAUCCCCAAGAUAAACCUAAAACAGUCACACAUCACUUUGAUGUGUACAUGUACUUGUUUAAAGGGUUAAUAAGCAAGACAAAUUUACUUGUAAUGUCCUAUGACACCCCGAAGUUUGCUGUUCUAUUGUAAAGGCUUCCAAUAUCCAAGGCUAUCAGUGAGAGCUAGGGGCCAGGAAUUUUGCUAAUGGCUACAUGUAUAAGAAAGUGUGAUUCCUGUCGAAUUUUUUAUUUUUCUCCAUUACUUCAAAAAUCAGUUGGCCAGACCUGAUUGGUGUUAUUGGUAACAAUUAAUUAUUUUUUUCAUCUUCUUGUUUAGCGUGGCAAAGUACCAGGAUCUUCAAUGGGUCGACCUACUACUGGGAUUGCGGUAAGAAAUUGAUUUUUUUUGUUAUUUUACCAGUAUAUAUACACUGUAAUACUGUUUUGUGACCUGGUAUACAGAUCGAAUUAUUCUAAAGCCAUUCCAAUAAUAUUAUUUUAUGCACACCUGCAAAAUGCUUCUUCAUUAUUAUGGUUGUUCAGUCUACUUUAUGCUAAAUGCCACAGCGUUCUUGUUGUUGUUAGGAUACAGGAACAGCUCGCCCUAUGACAGCAAUUCGUGGAGUUGGUUAUGCAUCAUCAGAAAGUAAGGAAUUCAUUACUUUAUGAUUUACAGUUAUAAUAGAAGUAUAAUUUUUGUUAACCAAUGUUAAAGUUAAAGCAAUAUUUUACCUUGUUUGUUGUUGCUGGAACUAAAACAGACCUAAUAUUUCUUCCAUACACAUGAGUUUUCAACACUAUUAUUAGUUGAAAAUCUUAAUACACAAAUCACUUAACAUUUACAUUAUUGUACUUUGUUUGCCAUCCCUCAGUGGAAGAAAACAUAUUUGUGCUGUGGUAGCUUGUACACUGUAAAAUAGAUUCAGAGAUAGUAUUUACUCACUCAGACUGAGUAAAUCCUUACCAGCUGUUGUUUUGCUUUGCUAGUUCCUACAGGUGUACAACCCCAGGCAAAAUAGUUGGAGCACUUAGUCCAUUUCCCCCUCCUCCCUCUUCACAAAGUUGAAAAUUAUUGAAGCUUUCCCAAACUGCGCUUUUUAACAACACUUCACAGCGGCAAGGGGACUGUUAUACUGUGCAUGCCCCCAAAUUGGAAGUGCUCUUAGUUUUUUUGACCGGGAUUGUAGGUAAUGUGUAACAUUCAGACAGACUAAUUUUGAUAUAUUAAAAUUCAGCGUGAUAGUGAGUCUUAGAGGACAAACAAAGAAAAUAUUGAAAGUGGCCUAUUUGUUUAUUCUUCUAUUACCCUACAGUUUGUUCUAAAAGGUUGGCACAUUCUUCAGAAGAGAUAAAAAAAACUCUUUCAUUCAUAAAGAUUAUAAAAUUUGGUUGUGUUUAUCUGUUUACAUGUACAUGAUGCACUUGAGUCUAAGCAUUGUUAUUGCUAUAAUUUCUAUGCAUUUUAACAGGAAAUACAAUGACUGGAAGUGGUCAGUUUGAUCCCUUUAAUCAGGCACGUCUACCUGCCCCACCUCUUGAAGGAAAGGGUGAAGAAAGGUAAAACUCAUCAUGUCCUCAGAGUGAAAGAAUGAUGAUGUAAAUAUUGUUUUUUCAAAGUAAUAACCCUUUUAGUUCCCAAUCCCUUAGUUUCCUAUGAUUCCUAUUCUUUUUUUCCUGUAUCCUAGUUUAUGCUGUCAGUAGUUUAUUUUGUAAAAUCGCAGUGUCUUUCCUCUAUGUUAUGUCAACUGUAUUGAGCAACCUUAAACUAAUACAGGGGGAGCCUGGACCCGGUAUAAGUCCCAGGCUUCUAAUUCAGGUUUCCUUGUCACCAUCUUUUUCUAGUAUAUUUUUUCGGAGUUUAAUUAACCUGUAAUGUAACAAAAACAAUUAAAUCAAUCAAAUGAAAAAGUUAGAACUCCAGCAAUCAUCUCUAAAGACAUAUACUAGUACAUUAUACAACUUAUUUUUAAGAGAAAUACCGAUACCAAGACUCAGCAUCCAAACAGUGUUUGAUUGUUUUUGAUCAUUCCUAUAGACAUUUCAGUGUUCUCUGAGUUCUUCCCAAGUCAGAGAGGACUUGUAAAAAUAGUUGAAAAUAUUGGUCUUUUUCAACAGUUACUAUCAUUUCAAAAGUGAAUCUUUUUUUUUUCACAUUUAAAAGAUACAAAGAUAACAGAAUAAGAUCAUAGCCGGGUGUAAGGUGGAAUUUAGAAUUAAUUAGGCCUUUAAAAAAAUGAAGAGUACCGUAAAUGAUCAAUUUAUUAAGCGCAGCUACUCGAAUAAGCGCUGCUCUCCAAUAAGCACCACACUUUUACCGAAAAUAAUUUAAUAAGUGCCCUCUCAAAUAAAUGCUGCGGACCUUGAUAUAAAGAGAUAUCAAAACCACGUGGCUUGAGAAAUAAGACCUUGACCAAUUCAUGAGUUCUAAAGUUUUAUUGUAGGGAAACUCCUGAAAUCGGGUUCAUAAUUAUAACAAUUGGAGGUGUACAUAUUUCAUAUUAAAUUGUGCAUACCUACAAUGGAGGACAAAAAUCCUUGGAACGGUUAAUUGAAAACCUUCCUUUCACACCCGUAACUUAUCAAAUACUCAGAUGUAGCAUAGCAUGCACUUCUCUAACAGCUUGGAUACUGCAAACUGCCCUCCCCUCCCACUCCAAACAACGUCUGGAUGAACAAACACUUUUAGGACAGGGUAAAGUGUACAGGGGUGCGCAAACUAAAACAUUGCUUGUGGGUGAGGUAGAAAGGGGGAAAAAUUAUUGCAGAUUGUGUUAAUUGUUCUAAGAAUUUUGGCCUCCAUUGUAGUACUCACCUCACUUAAUACUCUCUAUAUUCCCCUCAGUGUUGCACCCAUAGUUGAAAUAAGCACUGCUCUUGUAUAAGCCCUGCACCUAUAACAGGGAAAAUUGAUCAUUUACUGUAAACUGCUUCUAAGCUUCAUAUCUAUGGUCAGUAAAUAGAAGUUAUUACACCUAGCUUCACUUUUUUUCUUUUUGUCUUACUUACAGUCCAGAAGAGAAAGUCAAACAAAUGGAAAAGAAAGUUAAUGAACUAAUAGAGGAAAGCUGUUUUGCUAAUGAUAGAGGAGAAUUCCCAUUGGUAAGCAAUAGUGUACUUCUCUACAACAAACCAGACUGUAUCAAAGGAUACUUGGUAUAAUCAGUUUUAUUUUCUUUCCUGAGAUGUUCUCAGACAGCCCUUAAUUUUUAUGGUUUUAGUGAGAAUUAUUACCAGUUGUUCAACAUACAUGUGUCAGUAAUCAGUUUUCCAUCCUUAUUUUAGUAUUUUUUUUAAAAUAUCUUCAAAUGCCCAGGGCUAGUAUUUCCAUCCUUUUGACUUUUAUUUUAAUUUUUUUUUUGUUUUAUCUUUAAAGGCACUUGAAAAAGCCAAAGAGGCGGGUAGGAAAGAACGUGCUCUGUGUCGACAGCGGGAGCAGACAUCGCUUGGUGAUCAGAUCAACCUUGACUUAACGUACUCUGUAAGUAGACUGUAUGUAGUACCAUGUUUCCACUUUUUCGUUAAAUGAUGCUUUUUUGAGCAUUCUUGGCAUAAAUAAAUUUCUUUUCCUUUACUUUUGGAAAUGUUUUCAAGGGAGGUUUGCGGAAUACCAGUUGAAGAGGUGGGAGAAAUAUGGCCCUGAGUUAGUGCGUAUGUACGUGUGGUAUCAAAUUCUCCCUAAAAUGUUUCUUGAUUAUACAUGUACAAGGAAAAUUGCAAUGAGAAUCAAGCAGUUUAUAAAAAGUCACUUGGAGCUUAAAUUCAGACACCUCGCCUUUAAUAAGAACUUGUCCAUGGGUGGAUUUAGGCGUAGUCCAAGGAGAACGCACUCCCCACCUUCCCUUCUGUGAAAUUAUGUAAGAUUUGAAAAAAAUUCUUUUCAAAAAUAAAUAAAUGCAGUGUCUGUAUAGCUGGCAAGGGUUCUGCACCCCUAUUUCUGAAUUUUCUGAAUCUGCCCCUGUUUUCAUUGUGUGACUGAGACAAGCUAAUUCAAUGACAUUUUUUGUCUUUUCACAUUUGUGAGAUGCAGUUGGAAAUUCAAUGCUGCUCAAAUACAUGUGUGACAGUUUACUUAUCAAGUAAUAAUUCACGUUCUACAUAGAGAACAGAUGGAUGAUGCACAGUACAUUAUUUUGCUUACCUCUGUUAUUUAAACAUGGUAUCUCUCCUGCCUUAUGUACUAGGUGUUAUUCAACCUGGCCAAUCAAUACCAUGCUAAUAAAAUGUAUGCCGAGGCACUGAACACUUACCAGGUCAUUGUCAAAAAUAAGAUGUUUAGCAAUGCAGGUAAGUCUAAUUUUCUAAUAUUUUAUAGCAGAGUGUUGCAGUAUGCGUUGCCUACUUUGUGAUGUUUGGGUUAAAGUGAAACAUUGUAGUUUAUUAUAGGUUUGAGUCCAUGAGCGGGCAAGAUGUAGUUAUUCCUGUGUUCUGCUUGACUACCUGUGUAUGAACAGGCAAGAUAGACCUUUCUUGCCUGCUCAGGAUUUCCCAUGUUGAUCUUGCAAGUUCUCCUUUUGGCCUUAUAAUUUAUGUAUAAUAAAUCCUUUAUUGACCUAAUAAGCUUGUUUGGUCAAGAUGGUUGGAUACAUUUUGGCUUUGUUAUUUUUUUGUGUUUUCAUCAACAUUGACUUCAUUUUGGUCCUUAAACAAGCAAACAGAAGUUGGCCAAUAUCCAGUGAUCUUGACUAGCUCACAUUUUUUCAAUAAUGCAUAUGAACAAUGUCAAAUUAUUCUCAGUCUGCUCAGUACAUUGUCAAUCAAUAUGUUUGAUAAACCCUGAUGUCCUUCCUUUCAGGUCGGCUGCGAGUUAAUAUGGGAAAUAUUUAUUAUGAGCAAAAGAAAUACCCCCAAGCUGUAAAGCAGUAUAGAAUGGCCUUGGAUCAAGUGCCAAACACCCACAAGGAUAUGAGGUAUAAACCUGUGCUUUAAUUGCAUACUGGCCUUUUGAUGCGGGAACUUUUAUUUAGCUUAGUUUACAAACAAGGACAAUCACUAUUAUUAUGGUACAGAAGAAUCUUAACUUCGUAAGCCCUCGGUUUUUUGAAAUUCCUGAUAAUUUGAACAAAACCUAACUUCCCUUCACCACUCAAACACUGUAAUUUUAUCCCUGAUUUUUCAAAUCUCCCAGUCAUUUGAACCAAUAUGCUUUUCCCACGGUUAAGGCUUUUUUGAGGUUUAAGGUUUAAGGCUUGUUUAUAGUGGAAAGGGCACUUAGCUUAUCCAGCUAGUUUACAGGCACUCCACUCAAAUACUUAGAAACAAGUAAUUCAAAUACAACAUAGUAGGAUUAAAAACCCCAACUGGCAGGAGGUAACUAGUUGGCUAUCCACAAGCGUGGCCAAGGAUUUGAACUCGGGAUGACCAAGAACAAAUCCAGCAAGUAGCUAGCCAGAGCGGGACUCGAACUAGGGACCACCAGAUUGUGAGUCUGAUGCGUAGACCACUCGGCCACGCCACCUCCUAUUUAAAGCAAAGUAGUUCAAGGUGGUUCAAAAAAUGAAGAUUCAGCUGUAUACAAAAGGUAUAUUGAUGGUUGAUGAUUCCAGAAUUAUUUUGGGUAGCUAAUGAAUGUGGUGAAUUUUUCUUUGCCUUGAAGUCUGAUUUAACAAACUCUUUUUUCUAUUGCCAGGAUAAAGAUCAUGCAAAAUAUUGGUGUGUCAUUUGUCAAGAUGGGACAGUUCAGUGACGCUGUCACCUCAUUUGAACACAUAAUGGCUGAGAAGGCGAGCUUUCAGACAGGAUUCAACCUACUUUUGUGCUACUAUGCUCUGGGAGACAAAGAGAAAAUGAAAAAGACAUUUCAAAAGCUGUUAACUGUUAGUCUUGGCUUUGAUGAUGACGACAAGUACACUUUGACAGGGGUAAGGAUACGAUUUAUUUUUAUAUCAACUGGUGUGGUUUAUUUAUAAAUCAAUAAAAUUAAUUUUAUUAUCUGAUUCUGAAUACUGCUAGAUUAAUUCUUACAUAAUGUGAACAGAAAGGUUAAAAGUAACUCCAAGGCAGCAAGAAGCUCACAUUUGAGACUCAUCUUGCUCAGAAACGUUUCUUUGAUUUUGAUAUUGCUUCAAAUCUUUCUGAAAGCCACAGUUUUCUCCCAUCACAUUGUGCCAACAACGAAAAAUGUAAUUUGUCUUAUAUUUGUCUUAUUAUAUAAGCAUGUGACACAUAAAAUUCAUUUUAUGUCUUAUUUUAUACUUUGGUUUCCCAUGACUCACUGGUCACAGCCUCUAUCAUUAUUAAUAAAUUACUUGUCCAAACACUUUCUCCAAACAAUAGGCUGUUUUUUUUUUCCAAAACGAUGACAUUAAGUGGACAUCCUUAAGAAGCAGAAAAAGUGUAUGUACCUGGCAUGGAGCUGUGGUUGCUUCUAGGAAUGAUCCUCCCAGGCGGCCUGCAUUAUUUAUGCAAGGUACCGUUUGGUAAAUAAUAAAUUAUUGUUUUUUUCCAUGUUUUAAACAGGAUGACCCCCAACAGGCAUUGAUUCUAGAAGUAAUCAGGAAUGACAAAUUACGGCAAAUAGAAAGGCAAAAGUAAGUUUUGUUUGUGUUGAAAAAUACUCUUAAUUUCCAAAUGGUAGUUUACUUUUAUUCUUAUGUGUACAUGACUGGCCAUUAAUUUUGAUUAUACAUGCACGAUAGCCAUGUAAUACCUUUUUGUACAGGACUCUAUCUAUUUAACUAAUUCAACAUUUUUCACUGUAUUUGAAGGAAAUCCCAAGCUGACAGGUGCAUAAUGAGUGCUGCUAAGCUCAUAUCCCCAGCCAUUGAGAGCAGUUUUGCAGCAGGGUUUGAUUGGUAAGUCACAGUUAGCACAUCAAUUUGGUCAUUUUUGACAUUGCGAGUAAUCAGCUUUCAAUAUAAAUUAUUUAUGAAUUAUUAAUGAUUGCAUUAACUAGUAAAUAGCCAAAGACUAGGAAGUGCAGGCAAGAUAGAUCACUUUGCUUUGUGUCUAUAGUUCCAAGUGAUAGAAGGUCCAAACGCACAUGAUCAGACUGCAUUCUCUGCAUUCCAUGCAUUAUUGGUGGAAGUCCAAAUGAAUGCUUGCUCCAUACAAGCCGUUCAUGCAUAACAGCAACUUGGAAGUUAGGAUUGUGCAGGCUCCUCUAACUGCCCACAAUAAGGUUUCCUGCAGAUAGAUACAUAUAUAGCACAAGUAUAGCAGGAUGCCUAAUAAACAAAUAAUUAACAAGCAUAACUACUUUACUGACUGGAGGUCUCUUCAUUCCAGGUGUAUUGAGUGUGUUAAGGCAUCACCUUACUUGGAGCUAGCAAAUGAACUUGAGAUAACGAAGGCUAUUACAUAUUUGAAAGAGAAGGAUCUUGCUAAGGUAUGUAAAAGUAAUUUCAAGAAAAGCCUUGCAACUUCCUUACAUAGCGUACUACCUGCAAGGGUCUUUGAAAACCCAGGUGACUGCCAAAAAUCUUUGUCUGCAAUGUAGUUGUAAGAGAAACGCCAUGCAUGCACCAGCACCUCUUUCCAGUAAGAAACCACUGGAUACAUGAAUAAAAUUAAAAAGUUAAUAUAAUUAUUGGCAAGUAGAGAUGCCAUGCUCAUGCUUAAAGUAAUAUUAGUUCUUUUCCUUUUCACUCCAAAUCCACUGAAAAGGAAAUGCCUUUUUCAGGGCCCUUAUAAUUUUUCAUCAGGGGGGGAAGGGUUCCAGACUCCCCCUGUGGAGGGGAAGUGAUUCCCCCCCCCCAUACAGUGUACCUAUCCCAUAUGCAGCUGCACUUGCAUCAUGUGAAAGUUGCUCUUUUUUUGCCACCUACUUAGUUAUUUCCUCCUUCACAGAUUUUGUUUUAUUAUUUUUUAGAGCGAAUGCCCUGUUAGUGCAUAAACGUUAGCAGCUUUUUUAGAAUUUUAAAACAUUUUGAGAGCAUUUUUUGUACCCACCGAACUACAGAAUAUGUAUAUAUAUUUGCACAUGAAUGGACACACUGUUUGUGUCAUUAUGUGCAUGAAUAAAAUAUUGAUAUCAUUAAUUAAAUCCAGGUCUGCUUAUUCUUUCCAGGCAAUUGAAACCCUUAAAGGUUUUGAGAAGAAAGACUCCAAAGUCCAGUCGACUGCGGCAACUAAUUUGUCAUUUCUGUACUUUUUGGUAAGUCUCUUGGAAGCCACUAAGCUUACGCAAUACUGUUAUUGCCAUUGUGUAAGUGUAUCUAAAACUAUAACUAAUAAUUACCAAAGGCUAGGGAGUGCAGGUGAGAUUGAUACAAACGCUCUUGUUCCAAUGCUGUGCUUUGGGUUAGUUUCAAUAAAUAAAAAAGUCAAAAUGUGCAUGAUCAGAUUAUGAGUGAAAGAAGGUCCAAUUGUUGUGAUCAGAUUGCACUGUAUGCAUUCCAUUCAUUCUUAGAGGAAGUCUAAAUGAAUGCUGGUCACAUUUGUGCCACAAAUGUAUAUUGUAACUACAACCAGGAAAUUAGGACUACUGGCUCAUCUGGUCACCAGGAAUUACAUUGGGAUACAAACUGUAAGUUGUUGUUAAUAGUGUAACUUUUUGUAUAUUUUGUUUAGGAAAAUGAGGUGUCUCAAGCUGACAAGUAUGCAGAACUCGCAAUAACAGCUGAUCGCUAUAACCCUGCUGGUAUGUGAUAAAGAGGUUGCAGUGGUAAUUGUAUUGGUUCAUUUAAGACAAGGAAGUGAAUCUUUGGUCACAUUAGUAUUCCCUUCUUUCUAUUUGGCCUCUUUGAUAAUCAAAAUGCCCUUCACUUGGAAACCAGCCUACAGAGGAUAAUCCAAAAAAUCAUCUCUAAGUUUUAAGAGAACAUGUCACGAUCUCAGAUCGCCAUCUAGAAUUUAACAAGAUUAUGUGAAAUUGCCACAGGUAAAAGAAUCAGACAUAAGGGCUUUUUUCAUUUUGACCUUAUUUAAUCAUUAAAAGUGUUAAGUGUUUUCUUUGUUAAAAAAAAAGGGUUAACCCUAAAAAUGUUUAUUAGGUUUGACGAGUUAAGUUAAUUUUAUUAACAUACUUUCUAAAAAAAAAAAGGUCAAUGGAAAUUUGGUGAAGGGGAGUGGGAAUGGUUCCUAAAUCCACUUUUUUAAAAGAGAAGUUACACUUUAGAUCAGCGCUUACUGGAAUUUUAGAAGGAUGGGUGGGGUCAUCAAAAAGAUGGCCUUGUGCAAGAGUCGAAUGGACAUUUAAACAACAGUAGUUAUAAGUAACGUAACUACAUCUCACUCAGGUUCUCAAUUUCUUUUCAGCAUUGGUUAACAAAGGCAACUGUUUGUUUGCUAGUGGUGAUUAUGAGAAAGCAAGAGAGUAUUAUCAGGAGGCCUACAAUGUUGAAGCAUCUUGCACUGAAGCAUUAUUUAAUUUAGGUAUGGCAGAAAAAGAUGACUUUACAGGGGUAACACAAUUAAUUGUUCUUUAAAAUAGGCCCCGGUUGUUCAAACUUUGAAUAGUGCUAUCACCGGAUAAAUCAUUAUCCAGCUGAUAAGUAUUAGGAAAACUAACUGCACUAUGCAGCGGAUUGGACAUUAUCCAGUGGAUAAUGUUAUCCAGCUUUGGAACAACUGGGGCCAGUAGUUUUCAUUAUGACCCAUAACCUUAAGAGUACCAACUGGAGGGAGUCAGACCAGUUGGCUGUUUACGAGCAAGGCCGAGCAGUUGAACUCGCCGCUGCCCUAACCACUAAAGGGAUUUGUUCUCAGUAGGGAUUGAAAGCAUGACCUCAUUACAAUGCCAUGCUCUAACAAUGCAUUCGGCCAUUCUGUCUCCAUGUGGUCUCUCCAUUAGUCUUGCAACUCUUCAGAACCUCUAAUGUAAUUGGACCCCUAUGGGUCACAGCCCUUUUGUUUUUGGGGUCGGUUCCAUUGUUAACUUUGCACGUUUAUUGCUUUCCCAACAAAUCCCGUGAUGUCUUCCGAGAGCUGCAAGAUCGCUCGAUGUCUUUGAGGGGGUUAAAAAUUAGUUCAUGUUGUGAGGGUGGUCAGUUGAAGACAAUGUUCCUGUCCUAAUCGUUUGACUGUUUUUAUAUCCUUUUAGGUUAGUUUCAAACCUUUUAUGAUAAUUUGAUAUAUAAUAAAAAUGCACUUUUGAAUCCGAUUUGGACUAUGACUAAGUGUUUACUUGAUGGGACGUGUUUGCCCAUUCUUUCGAAUGGGGGAGAAAUCUUUCAGGUAGUCAAGAACAGUCCUGUUUUGUACAAAACGAUGCCAUUUAGCUCUGUUUCUUCCUCCUUUUCUCUCUCAUAUUAAUAGGUCUUGUGCAUAAGAAGAUGAACCGGCUGGAAGAUGCUCUUGAUUGUUUUCACAAGCUUCAAGCGAUCCUCCGAAAUCACCCUCAAGUUCUUUAUCAGAUUGCAAAUUUGUAUCCUCUUUUUCUGUGACCCAUUUGGAUUUAGUUUAUUAAAUGCAAUCACAGAGACACCCUAUUAAAAAACAAACCUGCUCAGUGCCUAGAAAUCUGGUUCUGUUAACAAGGGUUUCAGAUAAGAAGAUUGCUAAAUCACUGAGCAGUCGUUGUUAGGUUAAAGGUGAAAAAUAUAAGAUAAUUAUGCUCAGUGUGCGCGACGCUCUAAUGAUAUAACCUCUUUGCUUGGCGCUUUAAGGUAUUUAUUUUCUGUUAAUCAGUUUACAUGUAUUGGUAUGUAUUUGCUUUAACUCACGUUCUUGUAUGUCUUUUCUUUGACUUGGAACCAAAGAUAUGAAUUGUUAGAAGAUAAAAAUCAAGCUAUAGAAUGGUAAGUUGUAGAACUAGAAACAAUAGAUACAUUGUAACGCUCAGUUUUGCUGUUUCUCAAGUUUCUUUGCCCCAUUGUGCAACAUUCAUGAUAUCUCAAAUCGACAUCAUGUAUGACAGUGAUGUCGACCCUAGUUUUAGAAAUGAUAUUUAUUGUCCUGAAUGAGUUCCAUUGAUUUCUACAAUCGUGUUCUCAUUUCACUUUGUGUAAGUACUGGUGAACAAAUCUCACUUAUAGAUUACAAAUAGCCCUUCAUACUGGCGGAAGAAGAAAAAUACCCUCGUGAGUGUGAAUUAUUCGCCACUCCUGAGUAAAAGAGACCUUUAAAUUCUAAGACAAGGACGAAUACGAAAACGAUAUUUUCUUAAUUCCAACAUAGUUUAUAGUAGAGAGCUGAUUCCAAGUAGUGCGCGCUCUUAAUCGUUUUGCCCUUUGGAGAAGACUUAAACUUCUUCAACAAGAUAACCGUUUUAACUGUUCUAACUGUUCUGGUGAAAAAAAAAAAUACAAUUAACCUUUCCGGAGUGUCGUACUAAACUGAUAGUACAACAACAAAACAAAAAUGAAACCUUUAUUUAAACACGAUGACGUUCAAAGCUUGGUAGCUUGAGGGGUCUUGAAAGUAGCAUGUGAAAGUACUGCUGAAUAGGUUUCAUUUGAAUGGUCACAUCGUAGGAUUUCGUCCACAGACUCAAAAGCUAGAACCGCAUUACAAGAGUCCAGCCUUUAUUUUGAGACACUAUAUGAUGUCCAACUGAUGAUGUGAUUGUUUUGUUGGUGUGUUUCUCCAAGGUACAUGCAGCUUGUGUCAGUUGUACCUACAGAUCCUUCAGUGCUAUCCAAGCUCGGUGAACUUUAUGACAGUGAACAGGACAAGUCACAGGCAUUCCAGUAUCACUUUGAGGUAACAUCUUGAUUGGAAAUCAUCAUUCAUGAAUAUCUCUAAGGGCAAGACUUUGUACUAUUUUAUUCGUGCAAAACAGGCCAUAGAAAAGAGGAACCAUUUUUCAUUGUGCAAUCAUAAAAGAAUUAUGUGUGCUAACUGUUAUUUGCUUUGUUUAGUCCUACAGAUAUUUUCCAUCUAAUAUUGACAUCAUCUCUUGGCUUGGGGCUUACUAUAUUGACUCACAGUUCUGUGAAAAAGCAAUUCAUUACUUUGAGAAAGCUGCUGUAAUACAGUAAGUUAUCUUUAUACUGGCCUGAAAUUUUCUCUUUUUAAGCCAAACGGUCCCCAAGGGUAUUUACCGCAAAUGUUAAUAGUCUUUUAAAUAACUUUGUGCGGCCGAUGGUCCUAAAUUAGGGGCUGUUUGCAUGGAGGGAGGAAGAUCCUGGUACCAGGAAGAUCCUAGAAGGUGGAAUAACUUUACGCUGGGUUUACAUGCAGAAAUUUCGGCCAGUGAGUUGUCCAAGUAGAGAAGGUUAGAGAAGGAAUUAAACUGAUGGCGGACGACAAAAUAAAAAAAUGCAAUUUGGGUCCUUCCGCUCUCUUUACUGGCGUAAAUCACAACCUUUCAGCUGAAUUAACACAAUAAUCUGCUCGUGGAUUGCUCCAAACGAAAUGGUCGGCCUUUAUUGCCGUAAUUAGCCACUGAAGGACCCGCCGACAUUUUUGUCGCGUUUGUCCCUAGUACUAGUAUCUUCCGAGCGAAAGCAGUUCACAUGGUGCUAGGAUCUUUCUAGCGCCAGCAUCUUCCUACCUCUCAGCUAGGAAGAUCCUACUACUAGGAAGAUCCUAGGGCUAGGGAUAAGUACAACCCUUUGCAUGUAAACUGAGUACAGAAAACAUAUGGCGUUAGGAUGAUCCGCCCUCUAGGAUCUUCCUCCCUAAAUGUAAAAAGCCCCUUAGUCUUCUGAAGACUACCAUAUUUUGAAGAUUACCAGCCGCUCUUCUUGAAAAUGCGCUCGCACUCAUCCCCCGACUACCCCGAGCCUUUUCACGUGACGUCACAUCCGCCAUGAUGGUGUCCCAAAACAAUAAAAUGGCGCCCUUUGUUCAGACGUCAUUUCGCAGGAAAACCAGCGUCGCGAAAUGUCGUCAGGCUACAUAAACUCCAGUUGCAAUCUGUUUCAUCGUCUUUAAAUUUGUCCAUCUGUACUGUUUUCCAUCAAAGUUUUAAGCGGUGAUUAUUUUUGUGCGUCAGUGUGGCUCAAUUUGGUGGCCAGUUCACAAAUUUGGUCAAGUUUUGAGUCACAGGUCCUUUAAAUUCCACAUUUGACGUAGAUACGGCGAGAAAAAUAGCAACGUUCAUAACGUUCUUUUAAACUAACAUCUUUUUUACAAAUGCUCCAGUACAACAACAGACUAAUGACAUUUCUUUUCAGACCGAAUGAAGUCAAAUGGCAGCUCAUGAUAGCAAGUUGUUACAGAAGAAGCGGUUAGUGGUUUUGCGCGUACUUCAUAAAAACUUUUUUAAAAACAUUGUGAAAUGUCCCUCAGCAUAAGUGCAUCAGUACAUACAGUGUUAUAUACAGCUGUACAAUGUGGUCUGUAAUUUAGACAAAACAGUAAUUCUGUGUAGUUGGUCAGUAUUUUUAACCAGAAUAUCAUUUGUUGAUCUGUUGAAUUAUUCUUCAUUCUUAGGUAAUUAUCAGCAAGCUCUGGAAACGUACAAGACAAUACACAAAAGGUUUCCAGACAAUGUGGAAUGUAAGUGCUAUUACUGGAAGAGUGAAGAAAAAGCUUUGCUGCCUAGUGGAUUCUAAUUAAUGUAUUGAUCGUUAAUAAUGUGUUAAUCUUUAAGGCCUUAAAUUCUUGGUGAGAAUUUGUUCAGAUCUUGGAUUAAAAGACGCUCAAGAUUAUGCUCAGAAAUUAAAGAAAGCAGAAAAAGCGAGGGAGUUGAAACAACAGGUAUCUUGUAAAUAUUUAUGUAUUUGUUUUUUUCUUUUCUUCGCUCGACUAGCGUGCCUUUUGGAUACUGAAAAGGUAGAUAGCUAGCUGGCAAAUACAGCCAACUUAUGUGUGUAAAUAGCCAAUCAAGGUAUACGCUUUUGCAGUUUCCGUACGUGAAAAACAGCAGCGAGAAAGUUAUUUUUUGUGUUCCCUUUUGCUGUAGACCGAACAGCACUAACCAUGGAAGGUGAAACUUCAUUAGUAAAGCGUUGGCCUGCAGAGUGCAAUUUCGCUAGUUCCAUUCUCGGGGCUAGCUUGUCCCCAAUUAGUACUUUCGUGCUAAAGACGUCGACAUUCAAAUAAAGUGCAUGUGCAUUUUUUUUUUUUCUCUGCGAGCCUAUGUUUCUUUAUGGCAUGGCUUUUAGAAGUCUUUUGUGUUGCUUGUCAGUCGCGUAGUUCGUUUAACUUGAAAAUACGUGUAGCGCAAAACCUCGUGAGGUUCAGGUAAAGUGCUUAUGAUUAAUUAUUCGAAUUUGUCUUUUAUUAGCGUGCAAGCAGUGGAUCACGAAAAGGAAGUGGAAGAGCCGGAAGUGCCACUAUGCCCGGGUCUACUAACUCACGAAAUAGCAGCGCGGGAAGUGGUGAGCGAAAAAUACCUUUGAAAUGCACUCAUAAGUCAAACAGUUUAAAUUCCUACUUUUACAUGGCCAGGAAUUACAGGAGGGGCUUAAAGGGGCUGUGUCACGGCAGUCCAGUUCAUUUUGUUUAAUUUUGCCAGUUACUCGCCCUCAAUCGCUAUGGAACUUAAAGUAAGCAACGAAAUUACUUGUAAGUGACACGAGCAGACAUUCGAGACAAACAAAUAUGUCUCCUGAGCAUUAUUUUUGAAGUUGCAAACAGCAGAGAUCAACUUUGAAAAACUGUUAGGCUGAACAGUUUUCAAAAACCCUAAUUCCAAUCCGUUUCAGUCUUCUUCAGUUUUGCCCAUCCGUGGCAUCUGUUGUAUCUUUUGUGUUAUUUAACCUUUCUUUAAUGUUUUAAGCGGUUAUUUUUACGUUUCUCUUAAUUUAACGGGCAUUUUGUAAUUACCUACUUUGGCUGAAUUUCGUGACACAGCUCCUUUAAAUAUGAACGCAAACGCAAACGCCGCUGUCUACCUGCACUGUCUGCCCGAUUCUUCCUAAGUUCAAUCGCGUCACACCAGUCUUUUGUGAUCAACAUUGUUUACAAGUGCCUAACCGGAUUCGGUAUAAAAUACGUCUUUUAGUCCACCGACCUCUCUUUGGUGUGGCCCCUGUAUACCUGAAUAAGAUUCUAAGUUGGAAUUUUCUUUGGUUUUUACGAUAGAAAACAGUUAAAAAAUUAACUCGCAGAUGCGACAGCUAUGCUGCAAGUGAAACCACCCAAAUUUGUAAACAGAAAUUGACACCUUCUUUUAUCACUUUUGUUGACUGUUUCAGAGUCAGGGCGCGUGGAUAGUGGAGGUGGGGGAAGAAGAAGUGCCAACCGCUCUGCUGGGCGAGCAAGACCUAUUAUCCCUGAUAACGAUGACUCAUAUAGUUUUGGUGGAUCAAAGGAAGUUGGUGAGUUUAAGUAUAUACUGUUUCUGUGUUGUAUUUUUUCCAUAAAUUAUGAAUCCAUAAACCAAAAACCAAAAACCAAAAACCUAGCUUCCUGCACAAAUAUGUUUACCUUUUUAUUUACCAGGCCCCGAUUGUUCAAACGUUGGAUAGCGCUAUCCACCGGAUAAAUCACUAUCCAGCGGAGAAGUAUUACGGAAAUCAAUUACGCUAUCCGCUGGCUAGUGAUUUAUCUUGUGGAUAGCGCUAUCCAACGUUUGAACAACCAGGGCCAGAAGUACAAUAUUUUAUCAACUGAUCAUGAAGAUUCGACUAGGCAUUUUAGUACUAUAUAACUUCGUACUACACGAUGGUGUAGCACUCUUCAGAUAAAAUAGCCUAAUGGUAGAUUACAACAGUACGCUGAUUAUAACUGAAAUUUGAAAUGCGGUUACUUUACGUAUUUACGAGACUUUUGCUAACCAAACUGUUGAGAGCUACUGCUGUUAAAACAUAUUCCGCUCUCAACGCUGGUGGUGACUUGUGCUUUAUACCUUUAAGCCCUAAGAGUGAUCAGCAUGAAAUUUCUCCUUGUAAUAUCAAUGCUUUGUAAAACAGAGUGGUCAUGAGAAUUACAGACAUGAUCACACAAGAUAAAUUUGCGUGAUAUUUUAUCAAAUUCUCCCCACUAGUUCUGUAGGAAAUGAAAAGGGGCAACAAAUGCGAAUUCAAAUUCUGAUCUUAGGGUUUAAAGAGUAAGACAUGCAAGUGCUAAGAGGUAGUGCUGUACAUCGUCACCAAAAAUGUGUACGCGUUGCUACUCACUACAUGCAGUCGAACCUUCAUGUGCGACCACCUCUCGUAAGCGAUCAGCUAUCAAGAACACCAGAAUUUCCCCAGUCAAAGCCUUGUAGUUGAACCUCUCGUAAACAAGCACCUCUGGUAAGCGACCGCGACCGCGUUUUGGAGGUGACGGUUUUAUAAUAGGGAGCUUAAGCAGCAACGUUUUUGAGCGACGCACGUCAACCGGAAGUGGCCUUUUUUCAAAUUUUGACGGUGGUUUCGCGCAAAUUUUCAGUCAAAUCGCCUCUAUAACAGUAAAGAAGCUAAGGAAUACAAAUUUUAUAUCAUCAAGGCAUGUUAAGAGGGAAAAUACCUCACUUCCGGUUGACGUGCGUCGCUCAAAAACGUCGCUGCUUAAGCUCCCUAACGAGCCAUCGUCCUUUACUCGUAUGGGCGACCACUUGACCCAUGGCCUGAUCUCUUUUUUCACCGCAUGUACAACGCAACUAAGAGUGUGUGAAAAGCUUUUAGUGGCGACGUGGAACUACACAUACCGUAUCUUAGAGAUUCCAUGUAAAAUAUUUUUUACCAAAUAGUAGAAGUCUUAGGAACUUCCUCUCCAAAGACGCUCCUGUUGUACGAUUCUUGCAAGCGACCAACUCUCGUAGCUAAGCAUUAAAUCUUCCCUUUGGGUGGUUUCUUACGGUGGGCAUUAAUAAUUCUGUAAAAAUUUUACUGCUGAUUCUUAUUCCAUGUAUGAUAGAUGCUACAUACGCAGACCCCUUGGGAGAGGCUCCUGCAAGACCCAAGACUGCUGGCAGGCAACGACAACAGCAAGUUGAGGACGAAUUUGCAGAUGAAGAAAUUGGAGAUGAUCUACUCCCAGAAUGAUGAAGAACAUCAAAAGACUUUUAAAACCAGAAAAAGUCGUUAAUGAACCUCAUCUCAAACUAUUCAAAUACCGCAAAUAAACAGCCAUUGUUAUUGCAAACCAGAUUUUAAUGUACAAACCUUCGUAGUCACUGGUGAUGCUCAACUUCGUAUGGAGGAGUGAAAGCUAGAAAGUUACUUAUCUUAACUUUUUGUAAAAUUUCACUGUAUAAAAAGUGUUCUUUGUUUCCUUUCCUAACUUGAUAAUUUAUUAUUUAUUGGUAAAAAGUGAUUGUCCAAAUUGAUGUAAAAGUAAUGAAUAUAUCAUUGUGCCCGAUUUAGACUGGCAUUACGUGCUGAUUGUCUUGCCCCGAGAAACAUUAAAUUAUAGCGGCAAAUCGUAUAGGAAAACCGAAGGACUCCCCGAAAACAUACUUAGGAUAGCCGUUGAACAAUCUGGUUGCUUUAUUAUGUUCUGUGUACGAAGAUAGCACCAUAUCUUUUUAAUCACAGCUUUUUUAGUAACUUUCCUACCACAACUACUCAAGCAGGAGUUGACAACUGUUAGUUCAUAUUGUAGCUGUAACUACGUACCUAAUCUGUUUAAGUAUUUGUUGUAAAAUUUUGUUGCUGUAAAUUGCAAUUAAAACUUACGAGACAAGUGUA